Messenger RNA from Lindgomyces ingoldianus, 327 nucleotides. RefSeq lists its product as uncharacterized. The transcript has a single exon. The record is from RefSeq and is a predicted model, not a curated record. Lineage: Eukaryota; Fungi; Ascomycota; Dothideomycetes; Pleosporales; Lindgomycetaceae. The annotation marks the transcript as partial.
GCUCAAGUCGAGGGCAUGUACGGAAACAACCUUUCGCACGACCUUGUUCCGCUGAAGCAUAGCAUGCCCUUUAGCCCUAUACUCGACACCCCAGGGCUUUUGGCAUGGGAUCCCAUCAGGUGGGUGGCAGCAGCGAGGGCCACGCGCGACGCCUCCAUAAACUUCACGACAACCUAUCUAAAAUCCAUCACAACACUGAACCAACCGACCUCUCCCGACACGGUAGCGGACGCCCUCAUCUCCCUCAGCAAAGGAGCAGCAUUCCUUUCUAUAAAUGCCACACCCUUCAACCUCGCCUCCACCUUAGUCACCGAGAACCACCCUUAG